UGACACGAACCCACAAAAGCCGUCAGCGUCACAAACCCCACUUUUUUCAGGUGCAUCGCCGCAAAAACCCCAACCGGGCUGUGACCUCGCCGGAGUCCCCAAACCUCCCAUACCGCUAUGCCGACGGCGGCGGCGGCGGCCACGGCGUCGCUGCGGGUAUCCAACAUCCCGCCAUCGGCCGUCGCCGCGGAGCUGCUCGCCUUCUUCGACUCCGCCGUCGCCGUCGCCGGCGGCGCGUUCGCCUGCGAGAUCGCGGCGGCCCACCGCGGGUGGCUCAGCCGGGGCCACGGCACCGUCCAGUUCGGCUCCGCCGCGGCGGCCGCUGCCGCCGCGGGCCUCGCCUCCUCCGGCCGCCUCCCCCGCUUCCUCGGCGCCCUCCUCUCCGUCUCCCCUUCCCCCGUCGACCUCCUCCCGCGCGCGUCCGACCUCUCCCUCCGCGCGGCCGGCGCGGGCCUCGUGGUGGGCGACCGCGUCGCCGAGCGCGUGUUCGAGGCCGCCGACGCGUGGGACGGCGUGCGCGCCGAGGUCAUCCCGGGGAAGCGGCGGGUGGACCUGUACCUGGAGCACGAUUCCCAGAGGUACAAGCUCGAGGUGCUCUUCGAGGACAUGAAGGAUUGCCUCGGGUGCACCCUGGACGGGAUGGGCGCCAUCUUGCUGCAGCUCAAUUAUGCACCAAGAAUACACACUGCAAUUUCUGGGCCUGCAGUUAAUUCAAGGUUUAUGGAUGACCGCUUUCAUGCAUGCAAGGAGGAUGCUAAAUUUUCCUGGGUCAGGGCACUUGAUUUUACACCCAAUUAUUCUUUUGGGAGGUGCUCUACUCUUGUCCUUAAACUGGGUAAAAGUGCAUUGGUGUCUGAUAUUCUCAAAAGUUUACCUUUCUCAGGAAAUUUAGGGGAAUUGACUAUGAAUUCAAUGGAUGGUGUUGGUGCCUCCUCCAAUGUGGUUCCCCUUGUUCAUUGUCCGAGGGACUAUUCAGUGCCUUAUGAAGUUCUGUUUCGUCUGAACUCUCUCAUGCAUAUGGGGAAGAUAGUCGCCAAGCAUGUUAAUGCCGAUCUGUUUAAAGCCCUUCAAGAACUACCGGUUGAUGUCUCAAGGAGAAUUUUUGAGAAAAUGCACAAAUUAGAGUCUACCUGCUACGGGCCUUUACAAUUUAUCCAACAGGAGGCUUAUAGCAUGAAGAGAAGCCAUAAUGUUUUGCUCUCCAAUGAAGGUGAAGGUGAAGGUGAAAGAAAAUUGAUGAAGUGUUAUAGAGUUAACAUAACUCCCUCCAAAAUAUUCUGCUUUGGACCUGAAGAAGAGGUUACAAAUUAUGUGGUUAAGCAUCAUUCUGCAUAUGCUUCUGACUUUGUGAGAGUUACUUUUGUUGAUGAAGAUUGGAGUAAGCUUUCUUCUAAUGCAAUCUCAGCUAGAAUUGAACAAGGUUUCUUUUCUAAGCCUUUCAAAACUGGUCUAUAUUAUCGGAUUCUCUCCAUUCUAAAAAAAGGAUUUUCCAUUGGUCCAAAGAACUUUGAAUUUUUGGCCUUCUCAGCAAGUCAACUUCGGGGAAAUUCUGUUUGGAUGUUUGCUUCUAAUGCUUCCUUGAAUGCUGGAGGUAUAAGAAGAUGGAUGGGCCACUUUGAGAAUAUCCGUUCAGUUUCUAAAUGUGCAGCUAGAAUGGGUCAGCUGUUCAGCUCCUCCAGGCAAACAUUUGAAGUCUUACGAUGGGAUGUGGAAGUGAUUCCAGAUAUUGAGAUCACAACUGAUGGCUCCAAAUACAUAUUUUCUGAUGGUAUUGGGAAGAUAUCUUUGAGAUUUGCCAAGCGAGUUGCACACCACGUUGGAUUAGAUCCUACUAACCUUCCUUCAGCUUUUCAAAUAAGGUAUGGUGGCUACAAAGGAGUCAUUGCCAUUGAUCCUAUGUCCUCUAUUGAUCUUUCUCUGCGUCCUAGUAUGAAGAAAUUUGAGUCUGAGAGCAGGAUGUUGAACAUUACAAGUUGGAGCAAGUCUCAGCCAUGCUAUGUGAAUCGUGAAAUUAUUUCUCUUCUCUCAACAUUGGGUAUAAGGGAUGAAAUUUUUGUUGCAAUGCAACAAGAUGAGAUGCGUGAAACAGAAGAAAUGCUAACCAACAAAGAAGUUGCUUUGUCAGUCCUAGGGAAACUUGGUGGUUCUGAAACAAAGACAGCAGUGAAGAUGUUGCUGCAAGGUUAUGAGCCUAGUUCAGAGCCUUACCUGUCAAUGAUUCUUAAGGCCCAUCAGGAGAAUAGGCUUACUGACAUUAGAACUAGAUGUAAAAUACAUGUUCCAAAAGGCCGUGUUCUUAUUGGUUGUUUGGAUGAAACAGGUGUAUUAGAAUAUGGUCAGGUUUACAUUCGAAUUACAAAGAACAGCAAAGAACAAAAGGACAGUAAUCAAUCAUAUUUUUAUAAUGAUGACGGGAAAACAGCCACAGUUGUUGGAAAAGUUGCAAUCACAAAAAAUCCGUGUCUCCAUCCUGGUGAUAUCCGAGUACUUGAAGCCAUCUAUGACCCUGAUUUGGUGGGCAUGGUUGAUUGUCUUGUCUUCCCUCAAAGAGGAGAAAGGCCUCAUCCAAACGAAUGCUCGGGGGGAGAUUUGGACGGCGACCUCUAUUUUAUUACUUGGGAUGACAAACUUAUUCCAGAGAAAGUUGAUACACCUAUGGACUACACAGCAACAAGGCCGCGCAUAAUGGAUCAUGUUGUUACACUCGAGGAAAUUCAGAAGCACUUUGUUGAUUACAUGAUAAAUGACUCGCUUGGUGCCAUCUCAACUGCCCACUUGAUUCACGCGGACCGUUCGCCACUGAAAGCUCGGAGUCCCGAGUGCCUCCAGCUGGCAACUCUGCAUUCCAUGGCAGUUGACUUCGCCAAGACGGGAGCUCCAGCUGAAAUGCCGCGAACAUUGAGGCCGAGGGAGUACCCCGACUUCAUGGAACGGUGGGAGAAGCCGAUGUACAUCUCCAAUGGUGUUCUUGGCAAGCUCUACCGAUCAGCGAUGGGUCACAUGGAGAAAUCAGGAGAUUCAGGAGCUCUCUCAUCAUCCUCAGCACAACCAAGCCCCACAUACGAUCCUGACCUCGAGGUCCCUGGCUCUGACGAAUUCCUGCAAGCUGCAGAGGAGUACUACGAGCUGUACGAGGAGAAACUGACCACGCUGAUGAACUACUACCGUGCGGAGCUCGAGGACGAGAUCCUGACGGGCAACAUCCGGAACAAGAUGCUGUACCUGAAGAGGGACAACAAGAGGUACUUCGAGAUGAAGGACCGGAUCGUCGCCGCCGUCGACGCCCUGCACAGGGAGGCGAGGGGCUGGCUGCUGAGCUCCAGGAAGGAAGAGGACGCGUCGCGGAUGGCGUCGGCGUGGUACCGCGUGACGUACCACCCAGACCGCCGCCGCGGGAAGCGGUUCUGGAGCUUCCCGUGGAUCGCCUGCGACAACCUGCUGGCGAUCAAGGCGUCGAGCCAGCUCAGGCGGCGGCGGCAGAAGGACGAUGACUCCACCGCGGUGGUGCAGAUGGACUGCAGCGCCUGAUGUGGCAGAGGAUUCUCUGACUUUGAGUGACUGACAUGUGGGCCUGCUGGAUAAGGGAUCCAUGGGUCAGUGACAAGUUAGAGGGAAAUAAAUUAGAGGUUCUCUGACGCGCCGUCCUAAGUGAACUUUCAACUGCACAGUUCAUUGCUGUGCGCCUGUGCCUGUACGCUGUACAAAUCUGGUUCGACUAAUCUUAGCUGAGCUGAACAGCAGAGCUCCGGCUCGCAACUUGGAAGAGGAAAGAGUUUGAUGAUGAACACCUACGUAGAGUAAAAGUUCCUCUUCCUAAUAAAAGAGUCUUAGUGCUGAUCUACCGGUAAGGUGGAGGCUUCCAUUUCUUGUUUUCUGCGAAGGAAAGAAACUUAGGGUGUGUUUAGUUCACACAAAAAUUGAAAGUUUAAUUGAAAGUGAACGAUGUAACGAAAAAGUUGGAAGUUCA
Molecule: messenger RNA, 3967 nt
Organism: Oryza sativa Japonica Group (Japanese rice)
Lineage: Eukaryota; Viridiplantae; Streptophyta; Magnoliopsida; Poales; Poaceae
Source: RefSeq, a predicted model, not a curated record